This is a messenger RNA of Monopterus albus (swamp eel), 6449 nucleotides long. RefSeq names its product protein kinase cGMP-dependent 2 (gene prkg2). Lineage: Eukaryota; Metazoa; Chordata; Actinopteri; Synbranchiformes; Synbranchidae. Bases 325 to 2676 code for a protein of 783 amino acids. Gene Ontology annotation, molecular function: cGMP-dependent protein kinase activity; ATP binding. Gene Ontology annotation, biological process: protein phosphorylation. The transcript has 21 exons. The record is from RefSeq and is a predicted model, not a curated record.
CUCUGGCCCCAGGAAAACAUUUGACUAUGGCCGCCGGUGUCUCUAGCUUCACGUUUCUAACCACGGAGUCACCAAUUACCAGAGCUGUCUUCUCAGCGGGUGUAUCGCUGAGUGGGGAAAAUUGAUUUGAAACGUGAACUGGCAGGAAAGCAAGUGAAGUCUAGGAUGAGAAGAGCUGCUACGAUGGCAUAAACUCCAUCGCUGAAAGCCUCCACCCGGUCCUUACUGAGGGGCUCAUUGGGCAGGAAGGGACGGCUGAAGGCGUACAACACAAUCACUGCCUACGGGAACAAGAAUGUGAAAUGGCAAUAAAGAGGUGAUAAGAUGGGCAAUGGAUCCAUGAAAUCAAAGCGUUACAAACACUCGGACGGCUCUGCUGCUGCUGCUUCUAAUGGCCGAGCCAGCAAAGACCAUGGUGGCAGGUGCAAAAACCCAUCCCUGGACUCCCUGAGGGCCCGAGUGGAGGAACUGGAGCGAGAGGCCAAGAGGAAGGAUGAGGAGCUCUGUACCAAAGAGCAGCAGAUCCAAGGUCUGCAGGAGCAGCUGGCCAAACAGACCCGAGCUCUGGCCGAGCUGAGUGAGGAGCUACAGAACAAGUGCAUCCAGCUCAACAAGCUGCAGGACGUGAUAAAGAAUCAGAGCGGAGCCUUGACCGGCCUGGCAUCACAGCCACCUUCAAUCAAAGCCAGCGGGAAGAGCAGCCCUGACCUCAGUGUUCGCAUCAAGGAAACCCUCAACAGAAGGAAAGGAGCCAAAGCUGGGGUGUCGGCCGAACCCACAUCCAGGACCUACGACUCCAGCAGCCUGCCCAAGUUCUCAUUCGAGAAGGCUCGGGUACCCAAGGAUGCAAGUGUGAAGAAGCUGCUGACAGACGCAAUGAACAAGAACCAGUACCUGAAGAGGCUGGAGCUGCAGCAGAUCAAAGACAUGGUGGAGUGCAUGUACGAGCGCACCUACCAGCAGGGAGAGUACGUCAUCAAGCAGGGGGAGCCUGGGAACUACCUGUUUGUCCUGGCAGACGGGAAGCUGGAUGUAUUUCAAAACAACAAACUGCUCACAUCGAUCGCGGUGUGGACCACGUUUGGGGAGUUGGCCAUUCUGUACAACUGCACACGGACGGCAUCAGUGCGAGCAGUGAACAAAGUGCGCACAUGGGCUUUGGACCGGGAGGUGUUCCAGAACAUCACGAGGAGGACGGCUGAGAUGCGGCACGAACAGUAUCGCAACUUCCUCCGAAGUGUUUCUCUCUUGGCUAGUCUACCAGAGGACAAACUAAGCAAAAUAGUGGACUGCCUUGAGGUGGAAUACUAUGACAAAGGAGAGUACAUCAUCUGGCAGGGAGAGGAGGGCAGCACCUUCUACAUCAUCGCACAGGGAAAGGUGAAGGUGACCCAGACCAGCGACGCUCACAGGACGCCUCAGGUCAUCAACACGCUGCAGAAGGGAGACUACUUCGGAGAGAAAGCACUCAUCAGCGACGAUGUCAGGUCAGCCAACAUCAUCGCUGAUGACAACGGGGUGGAGUGCCUCGUCAUUGACAGAGAGACAUUUGAUCAGACGGUGGGCACCUUCAGCGAGCUGCAGAAGUAUCUCCAAGGCUACGUGGCAACGCUUGAUCGGGACGACAAGAAGAGACAUGCCAAGAAAUCGGUGUCACGCCACCAGAGUCAGCCGCUGUCCCCUGAUGUCCUCCAGCUGAAGGACAUGAUGUCAGUGUUCCCUGCAUCCAGGCCUUUUGAUCACCUGGAGGUCAUCGCUACUCUCGGGGUUGGUGGCUUUGGACGAGUGGAGUUGGUGAAGGUGAAGGACAAGGACUUCACCUUCGCACUAAAGGUCAUCAAGAAGAAGCACGUUGUGGACAACAGGCAGGAAGAGCACAUCCACUCAGAGAGGAAGAUCCUCGCUGAGGCUCGCUCACCUUUUGUUGUCAAACUGUAUCGUACGUUCAGGGAUAACAAAUAUGUGUACAUGCUGCUGGAGGCCUGUCUGGGCGGAGAGGUCUGGAGUCUGCUCAGAGACAGGGGGAGUUUUGAUGAGCCCACUGCCAAAUUCUGCGUCGGUUGUGUCACAGAGGCUUUCGACUACCUCCAUCGCAAAGGUGUCCUCUACAGAGACCUGAAGCCGGAGAACCUCAUGCUGGAUGCUGAGGGAUACAUCAAACUGGUUGACUUUGGUUUUGCCAAAAAGAUCAGAUGUGGCCAAAAGACCUGGACUUUCUGUGGGACACCUGAGUACGUGGCCCCUGAGAUUAUCCUCAACAAAGGCCACAACUUCAGUGUGGACUUCUGGUCUCUUGGAAUCCUGGUGUUCGAGCUUCUUACUGGCAGUCCUCCGUUCUCAGGGAGCGACCAGAUGAUGACGUACACUUUCAUCUUGAAAGGCAUUGAGAAGAUGGAUUUCCCCAAGAAGAUCACCAAGAGACCUGAGGACCUCAUACGCAAGCUGUGCAGGCGAAAUCCCUCCGAGCGACUGGGCAACCUCAAAAAUGGAAUAACGGAUAUCAAGAGGCACAGGUGGUUUAAUGGCUUCAACUGGGAGGGACUGAAGGCGAGGACUUUGCCAUCUCCACUGAAAAGAGAACUCACAGGACCAACAGAUCACAGCUACUUCGACAGCUACCCUCCAGAUGAGGACAGCCCUCCUGAAGAGCUCUCUGGGUGGGACAUGGACUUCUAAGACCUUCUGCUCCAUCUUACCAUUUGUUUCUUCUAUUGCACACCCUAACAACAACAAUUCACAGGCAAAACGAGUUUUCAGGUGACCUUACCUCACCCCCGACAGGCACAGUGGAGGCCCUCAGGUUCUGGGAACCAGUAGCUGAUGUCAGCCGCUUACUUUGUUUACUUAAGAUGUUUCAACACAAACAAACAGAUCUGAGUUUGACUGUGAAGUUUAAAAGUUUAUAAUGUAACCAUCACAGUUGUUUUUGGCAGUGCAUCGUCCUGGCACAGUGGAUAAAAGUCACCUAACUCAGCUGGCAGCGUUUGUGGGUGGGAAGCCGGUGAGGGAUCUAGCCCUUGUUGCUGCAUUACCAACUCUUUCCGGAUUGUUGGAGCACCUGUUCAAAGUGAAGUAGAAAAAACACCUGUGUGCUUACUUUACUUUUUAAAACUCGAUUAGAAUUCAACUGAAGUCUUUUUAAACCGGUUCAUGCCAUGCCAUGUCAGGCCUGGACUUUGCCUGAUAAUUAAAAUGAGGCUUCAUUCAACUUUAUACAUUUACCCUGACACCACAUGCACUUAUCAGACAAAAUACCAGUGAGUGACAUGUCUUCCCAAAGAGAAAAGAGGCACUAAGACCCUGCCUCUCCACGUAGACGUACAGCAGCAGAAAUGUAACCAACCUGAUCAAAGCUUGUUUGAAUGUUUUAGACCUCGUGUUCACGGAACACUUUUAGCUCUGGAACACAUCAAAUGGAUCUCAAUUUAAAAAAGCAUAAUUUAAAAAGAAAUAUUUGUAAAAUGCAGUAAUCCUAUAAUGAUAUGCUUUAUUACAUAUUUUAAACUUCCUGUGUCUAGUGCAACCCUACAAAAUAUGUUCUGUACCUGUACAUAAAAUGUAACAGCUGACUUUUUGGGGCGGAAAGCAAACCAAUAGUUAUACUGUACAUAUGUUUCUACAUUUUGCUAUUGAAUUUCAUAAUUAUUUAUCUUGUAUUUUAUGCAGAAUGGUACCAAGGGAGAAACAAAGGAAAUACAUUGGGAAUAUUUUGCUUCGGGCGUGUGUUGUUUUAUGCUACAAUCCUUCAAAGCCUUCAUUUUUAGAAACCAACAAAUCUUUGACAGAUCCGAGUCUUGCAUAGUUUUAUUCAUUUGUUUGAAUGGUUGGUGAGGAGGAUCAGAACUCAGAGGGAGAGGAGGCCUUUAAACAGUUCACCACUCUCUCACAUCAGUAGUGAUAAACAUCCAUCACAGAUACAGAGACCAUUGACAUGUCAGAGCUUUAGUCCCCUUCUCCCUGACCACAACUCUACAAGAUAUGCAAGUACAGAAAAUAAAUAGAUGCAUGUUAAAGUUCAUUUCCAUAUACAAAUAUAUUUUGUGAAGCUUAUUGUACAAGCAUUUCUUUUUUUUUACCUACUACCACCAUAACAUUUACAAGAUCGGACUGAACAGUGAAGUAGAGGAAGCUCCUAUAAACUGCUGCUAUACUGAACUGUGUAUAGGUGUCUUUGAUGCUCACGCUCCCAAAGACAUUAGUGAAGUUUAGACCCAGGUUCAGUCUCAAAUGCAGCAAACGCUAAGGCCCCAUCAUCACCUGUCAUUUCUGCACAACCAGAGGAGGCCACUCCCUUCUACACCAUGUAUUACUACAAUGUGUACUGGCACAAGAUGAUGACGCAGAAACUAGAGGAGGCAUCAGUACAAAAUGUGUAAGGGCAGACAAUCUGUCCUUAGCUACUGACACAACAUAAUAUCUCUAAUGUAUCAAAAUGUGAAUGAUUUGAAAUACACUGUCAGUCAUACUUAUCAAUCGAAUAUGCACCAUGAUCACUCAGGGCAGGUUAUCCAGUACCAUAGGGUAUUCUCAGCGCUUUGCUUUGACCUCAGCUUCACUGCAAACUGAGCUCAGUUCUCUCAAUAAAUCAAAUCCCUCGACUCCAAAAGCACGUCCAUCUCGAAGAGACAUUAAAAUGUCAUCAACAUUAAGUGAGUGAGCUAUAUACAAAAUCAAUGUACAGGUUUAUAGAAAUAAAGAAUUCAGUCCAUUUUCUCCGGGUAAAUAUUUGGUUUGAUGAAAUGAACACUGAUGCACAACCUGGGGCAGCCUCACCACGUGAACUGCUCUUCAAGGUGUUACCUGUUGUCUGAUGUUAACCUGACACAAAGUACAGGUGAUCAAAUAGCACAGCCCAUUUACGACGUAUAAAAUCCGCACUAUACAGUCAUAUUAAUAUUAAAGGCUUAUAAAGAAUCAAAAGAUCAGUUCUCCCCGAUCAUUCAAUAUAAUAUAUGUUUUGCUCAUCAUCUUGUUUUUUUUUAAUGAAAAUCAGUUGAAAAAACUCUGAAAACUGUUUUCAAUAUUUUGAGGGAUGCUGGCACAUAAUGCACAGCGCAGUUUGCUUUUUUCUUUAUUUCCAUCUUCACUUUACAUAAGCAGAAGCACCUUGCCACCAGAGGAACCCGUUCACUGUAAACCACGGUUACUUUUUUCCUGGAAGCUAAAAACACAAUAGCUUUUAGAGGCUUAAGGACAUGAAAUCAAGGUGUAAAGCAGAUUUUGAACCCAUCUCAACCUCAAAAACCAAAACGGAUGAGCCUUAAGGAUAUGUAAAGCAAAACUGAUUCCAGACCAGCAGUGUAUACUGAUGUGAUAAAACAGAUUUCUGACAGUUGAUCGUCGUUUUUCUUCAUAAAUGUUGUUCUAUGCUGUAAAUUCAACACGUAAUUUUAACAAUGCCUGAUACCAGGCUCAUUAAAAUCACUACUAUUAAUCCCUGAUGCUUGCCAAGUCCCAUGAUUUAUUUGGUUUCUUCAGAACUGAUCAGGUCCAACAAGGCUUUCCACACAAGCAUCGAGUGGCUUUCAGAGUCCUGUGGUUUUGGCACUUACAAUAAACACAUGAUGACAGCACUUGUUCUACUUGUAAGGCUUUUUUCUUGGCAAAGCAACGGGAUCUCCUCAAACACUCCCUUAUGCAGUUCUUAACGAAGACCCCAAAUGGAAAGUAGCUUACUCCUCUGUAUAUAAUAAACUCUUAAAAUGUGGGUUCUGUACAACAUUAGAGCAGUGAACAUGAAUGUAAAAUGAUCUACCAGCUAUGUCACAAUUCUGGCUUCAGACUCUAAUAUAUCUCUCUAUAGCAGCCAAGCCAAUAAUUAUACAAUAACUUCUCAUAUAGUGAGUAACAGUGAUAGUACAGACAUAAAUUCAUACACAAGGUAACAAAAAACAUGCAAGUGCGAGCAGAGGUGACUUUGUGGUAAUGACCAGACAAUUUCAAGCUCUGAAGGAGACAAAGAUGAGAACGACCCCCCUCAGAGGCAUCAGUUCAAACUGAAAUCAUUUUUCCUGAAUAGUAAUUUUUCCUUCAGUUUCUGUCUCUCUAAUGCCUCAGUCGGUAUCUUUAUAGUGUGUCUUGCUAGUGAGUUUGUGAUUGCAUUCACCCUGCUGUGACCCAACAGAUAGGUGAGCAGCAAUGAAGACAUAAAGAACAACAGUGUUGUCGGUGGUGAAACUGGAGCAUGGAGAUGUGACUUCCUGUUCCAGUUACCGUCCACGAGGAAAACUCACACGAUCCACUCCUUCCCGCGAACAGACAGGCCUUUUCACCUCAAACAACAGGCAGAACUCUCCUCCAGUGCAAAAGGGAAGCUGUGUUCACUGUAUGUUUGUACUUGAGUGAGAGUAUGGCUAAAAAACAGGAGGCUUGGCUGCAUGUAUUGAUUUGGUUUUUUAUCUGUGUGACAUACAUUUUAUGCAAAGAGGUGUUGAAGGCUAAAAAAAAAA